Messenger RNA from Eremomyces bilateralis CBS 781.70, 1026 nucleotides. RefSeq names its product S-adenosyl-L-methionine-dependent methyltransferase. The annotation marks the transcript as partial. The transcript has 2 exons. The record is from RefSeq and is a predicted model, not a curated record. Gene Ontology annotation, molecular function: O-methyltransferase activity. NCBI's taxonomy places the organism in Eukaryota, Fungi, Ascomycota, Dothideomycetes, Eremomycetales, Eremomycetaceae.
UUGAAAUGGCUCUUCGAGUUCAAUGUGCUAAAGACCAUUCCCAUGAACGGUCCUAUUGCCCUCCCCGAGCUCUCUGCACAAUGCAAUGUCCCUCUCCAACAGCUCAUGGUCGUAAGCAGUAUUGUCAUCGCAUGUGGCUUACUCCGGCGUGGUAACGAGUCAAACACUGUAUCGCAUUCGUUUUUCUCCUACCAUAUAACUACCAACCCCAACUGGAAUAAGUCCGUUAAUAUGGUCAUGGAUCUCUACAUGCCGAUCGCCGCCAAGCUCCCGGAGCUCACUACCAAGUAUGGUGGAACAGAUAAACUCACUGAGACAGCGUUUGGGCUAGCGUACAAGACAGACAUGCCAUUUUUCGAAUACAUCUCCGCCGACCCAGUUCGAAUUAGGGAUUUCUCAGUCGCAAUGCAGAACAUCGCCACAUCCGAUAUCCAAAAGGCGGAACAUCUACUAAAGAUGUACGACUGGUCAUCAAUUGGAGCUGCAACAGUCGUCGACGUCGGCGGAUCCUCCGGUCAUGCGUCGAUUUUGUUGCUGAAGCAUUUCCCCGAACUUCGCGUGGUAGUACAGGAUCUCCCUGAUGUGGUCGAGAAAGUGAAAGAGGAACAGCGCAUCACCAACCUUCCGACAGAGGUCCGCAGCCGGCUAGAGUUCAUGGCUCAAGAUUACUUUGAGGAGCAGCGUGUCCAAGCAGAUGUCUAUCUGAUUCGUCAGUGUUUACACAACCAUGCAGACAAGACGGCCGCAAAACUUUUAGCGCAGAUCGUGCCAGCGAUGAAGAAAGGGGCGAGGAUUCUGAUUGUUGAGCGACUGUUGCCAGGGGAGGGGGUUGAGUUAACGGUGGAAGAAGAGAUUCAUGUUACAGCUCUCAGCAUGCUUAUGAUGGAGAUGUUCAACGCUAGAGAGCGAGGUGUUGCCGACUGGAGAGAGGUGCUGAGAGUGGCAGAUUCGCGGCUGAAGAUUCGAUCCGUCAACAAGCCUGUUGGAAGCAUAUUUGGGGGCGUUGAAGUCGUGCUGGAGGAGUGA